UGGGGAUUGACAUGUCUUGUGUUACAGGUCCUCUUGAUCAUUUGGUUCAGGAUCUGGAAUAGAUUCAACUUGAUCCUACAAGGAUCACCUUCUGUUAUCACUGAUAACAGAUUUGAUUGUCUGCGAUCACACAUAUAUAUAUGGUUGUGAGGAGUUUCGUUGUGAUUGUGAGAAGUGAUCGUCACAUACUUAUUCCCCUUUACAUAUGUGUGCUAAUUGAUUGAUUGUUUUCGUUAAAAAAGGGGGGGCAUGCAGGAGCUGGAUGAUCCGAACUACAACUAUGGUGCGACGCAUUGGCGGGAAAAAGCGGAGGCGAUUUUACACCGAGGAGUGGGAUAUGCGCUGGCGAAGGAGUUUUUGCAAGCUGGUGACAAUGUGAUCAUCUGCUCCAGGUCUGGUGAUAGAGUGGAGCAAGUGUGCAAGGAGCUGAAGGAGCAGUUUGGGGACAAAAGAGUCUGGGGGACAGCAUGCAACGUGGCAGAUGCGAAGGAUGUGGAGAAACUCGCGUUGUUUGCAAAUGAAAAGCUUGGAUAUGUGGAUCUUUGGAUCAAUAAUGCAGGAACAAAUGGCUAUGAGGCUAAAGCUCUUAUUGAUACGUCAGACGAGGUGUUAACGGAAGUUGUCGCGACAAAUAUGCUAGGGGUCAUAAUCUGCUGUCGAGAGGCCAAGUUUUUCGUGAAUGUCUUGGCAGAGCCGGCGGCUACGGUGGCGGACUACUUGGUUCCCAGGCUUAGAAAAGUUCCAACCACAGCUGGUGGACAAAGCACCUACAUCAGAUUCUUGACGAAACCGAGGGCGUACUUUCAGAUCAUACUGCGCCUACUUUUCAAGUUGAGGAAAGACCGAUAUGUUAAGGAAGACAGUUGAAUAUCUGUCUGUCUGGCUUGGAACUUUUGACCGAUUCAGGAAAACAGCUAAAUGUCACGUUUGCUGGGAGAACAACUCUUCAAGGAAAAAAGUUGAAAGUUGAACUUGCGACAUUCAACUUUCAACUUGUUUCAAGUUUUUUCAACUUUCAAUCAAAUUUGAAAUUUCAAGUGUCAAUCAAAAUUUUCAAGUGUCAAUCAAAUUUCAAGUUCCAAUCAACUUUCAUGUUUCAUGUUUCGAGUUUCAAUUUUCAAGCAUAGCGUUCAUGGUUAUCUAGAUUAUCUAUACGCAGUUUUGCAGUCCGGAUCCAAAUGCCGAACCGGAUUAUUCAAGACCUAAUCAUUCGGAAUUCUGGAAAAUUCAAAAACCUUAAGAAGAAGAGAAAAGGGGCAUGUCGCGCGUAUCAAAUAAAGCACAAAUAUGUCC
Messenger RNA from Chara braunii, 1293 nucleotides. NCBI's taxonomy places the organism in Eukaryota, Viridiplantae, Streptophyta, Charophyceae, Charales, Characeae. The record is from the annotation of a GenBank genome assembly.